AUCUGAAUUCUUCCGUGAUCUCAAAUUUCUCUGCCGCUGGAAUUGAAACAGAUCUCUUACAAAUGGCAAAUCAUGCAACUGUGAAGUCUCCUCCUGAGCCUUCGCCAUUGAGGAAAGCUAGAUUUUUUCAGGCAAACAUGAGGAUCUUGGUCACUGGUGGAGCUGGAUUCAUUGGAUCUCACCUAGUUGACAAGCUGAUGGAAAAUGAGAAGAAUGAGGUAAUUGUCGUGGACAACUACUUUACUGGAUCAAAAGACAACCUAAAGCAAUGGAUUGGUCAUCCUCGAUUUGAGCUUAUUCGGCACGACGUGACAGAGACAUUGUUGGUGGAAGUUGAUCGAAUCUACCAUCUCGCAUGUCCUGCUUCCCCAAUUUUCUACAAAUACAACCCUGUGAAGACAAUUAAGACAAAUGUAAUCGGGACGCUAAACAUGUUGGGACUUGCGAAGCGAGUCGGGGCAAGGAUUUUGCUGACAUCAACAUCCGAGGUAUAUGGGGAUCCCCUCGUGCAUCCUCAGACUGAAGAUUACUGGGGCAAUGUCAACCCCAUAGGGGUUAGGAGUUGUUACGACGAGGGAAAAAGAGUAGCUGAAACUUUGAUGUUUGACUACCACAGGCAGCAUGGACUUGAGAUAAGGAUUGCAAGAAUCUUCAACACUUACGGACCACGGAUGAAUAUCGACGAUGGUCGGGUUGUCAGUAAUUUCAUAGCUCAAGCAAUACGUGACGAACCUUUGACCGUCCAAUUGCCUGGAACACAGACGAGAAGCUUUUGCUACGUCUCUGACAUGGUUGAUGGUCUUAUUCGACUAAUGGAAGGAGACAAUACAGGGCCAAUUAACAUCGGCAAUCCAGGUGAAUUUACAAUGCUUGAGCUUGCCGAGACUGUGAAAGAGAUGAUAAAUCCAGAAGUGAAAAUCGUAACAGUGGAGAACACGCCAGACGAUCCAAGACAAAGAAAGCCAGAUAUUACAAAGGCGAAAGAAACGCUUGGCUGGGAACCGAAAAUCAAACUGCGCGAAGGCAUUCCUCUCAUGGAGGAGGAUUUUCGACAGAGGCUCGGAAUUUCGACCAACAAGAAGUGAAUACAUCUCUGCUGCUAGUUUGGUUUCCUCCUCUUAGGACUUGAGACAAAUGCUUAUUUGCGGCUUCUAUGUGCCUUAUUUUAUUGCUCACAUGUUUUCGUUUUUUGUUUUCUGGACCCACUAAAUAUUAUAGACUUACAGUUAUGGAGAUGCUCUUGUCAUUUCUGCUCAUUUUGUUUAAAUAUGUAAUUUCUUUCAAGUAUAUGUUAUUUAUUACACGCCGUUAA
Erythranthe guttata (spotted monkey flower) is the source of this 1312-nucleotide messenger RNA. Lineage: Eukaryota; Viridiplantae; Streptophyta; Magnoliopsida; Lamiales; Phrymaceae. The record is from RefSeq and is a predicted model, not a curated record.